AUGAUCUUCAGAAGUAAUAAUAAACUGAUAGGAGACGGAGAGCAGUCCAUUCAAAGUGAAAAGAAUAUUGGAUCUUUUUCCAAUGACGAUGAGUUAAAAAGUGUUGUUUCAAGGCAUACAGAAGAUUAUGAUUUAUUCGUGGCCAAAUCCAAUCCAUCAGCAAUCAUUCAAACUGAUGGCCAUAAAUUAAGACAAGCUUUAGAUUCAAGGCAUGUCAGUAUGAUUGCCCUUGGUGGGGCUUUAGGUACUGGUUUAUUGAUUGGUACCGGUAGUGCUUUGAAAACAGCAGGUCCUGGGGCCAUUCUAGUGGCAUAUGGUGCUAUCGGAUUCGUUGUAUAUAUUGUCAUGACUGCAUUGGGAGAAAUUGCCUGUUGGGUGCCGUUAAACGGGUUCGCCAACUACGGUAAGAGAUAUUGUGAUGAAGCGCUCGGUUUCGCUUGUGGAUACACUUAUUUGAUUAAAUACUUGAUCUUGCCAGCUAAUCAACUUACUGCUGGCGCUUUAACGAUGCAGUAUUGGGUAGAUCGAGACAGAGUUAAUCCGGGAGUAUGGAUUACCGUGUUCCUUGUUGUAAUUAUGGUUAUUAACUUCCUUGGUGUGCGUUUCUUCGGGGAAAUUGAGUUUUGGUUGAGUUCAUUAAAGGUUGUGACUUGUUUAGGAUUGAUUAUUCUUUUAUGGGUUAUUGCAUUGGGUGGUGGACCAACUCAUGAUAGAAUUGGGUUUAGAUUCUGGAACGACCCUGGUGCCUUCAUUCACUAUACCGACUCAUCUAAAAACCUUUUCAUUGGUGGAUCAACAGGAAGAUUUGUGUCAUUCGUUGCUGUGUUGGUUACUGCAGUGUUUGCUUAUUUGGGAACUGAAUUGGUGGCCAUUACUUUUAGUGAAACAAGAAAUCCAAGAAGAGCUAUUCCAAAAGCAGUCAAAUUGACAUUAUAUCGUAUCCUUGUGUUCUACGUCUUGUCAAUUUUGUUUGUUGGUAUGUGUGUUUCUGCUAAAGACCCAUUAUUAUUAAAUGCCAAAGGAACUAAUGCCGGUGCUUCACCCUUUGUUAUCGCCAUCAAGAAUGCCAAGAUCGAUGGAUUGGACCAUGUCAUCAAUGCUUGCAUCUUGUUGUUUGUCAUGUCAGCUGCAAACUCGGAUGUCUACGUCUGCAGUAGAGCCUUGUACUCAUUAGCUGCUGAUGGUUAUGCACCUAAAUUUUUCACCAAGACAAACAAGUUGGGUGUUCCAUACUACGGACUUCUUGUAUCGUUUUUGUUCUGCUUGUUAGCAUACAUGAAUGUCUCAUCUGGAUCAGCCGAAGUUUUCGAAUAUUUUGUCAAUGUCGUUUCAUUAACCGGUUUGAUUGCUUGGUCUUGUAUUCUCACAUUCCAUAUUGGGUUCAUGAAAGCAUUAAAAGCCCAAGGUUUCGACAGAAGCAAGGAUACGGUAUACCGUUCACCUUUACAGCCUUAUGCCAGUUAUGUUUGUUUAGGAGUUUGUUGCAUUGUCAUUUUGAUCAAGAACUUCACCGUGUUCCUUGGUGAUUCCUUCACUUACAAGAAUUUCAUCACUGGAUACAUUAUUCUCCCUGUGUUUUUCAUUUUUUUCUUUGGAUACAAGUUUUGGAAAAAGACCAAAUGGUUAUCGCCAACUGAGGUUGACUUGGACACAUUCAGAGAUGUGGUUGAUGCUGAAUUUUCGCAAUAUGAAGCUGAAGAUGCUGAGAGAAAAGCAGUUAGAGAAGCAGAAGGAAUUAAAUAUGACAAGGAGUGGUUCUAUGAGAAAUUCUUGGGAUGGAUUUUUUAA
This is a messenger RNA of Lodderomyces margitis, 1788 nucleotides long. It is a transcript of the gene DIP5, whose product is annotated as Dip5p. Gene Ontology annotation, cellular component: membrane. The transcript is spliced from 2 exons. The record is from RefSeq and is a predicted model, not a curated record. Lineage: Eukaryota; Fungi; Ascomycota; Pichiomycetes; Serinales; Debaryomycetaceae. Gene Ontology annotation, biological process: amino acid transmembrane transport. The coding region runs from base 1 to 1788 and encodes 595 amino acids. Gene Ontology annotation, molecular function: amino acid transmembrane transporter activity.